AUGGCGCUGUGCUCAAACAGGCGACGAAAGACUUUAUUACGAAUUCUUAUUGUGCUUAUUCCCGCUGCAUUUUUCUUUGCCUGCCUUACAUAUAUGAACGCAGAAGACGCAAAACACCGCGAGAAUUUUAGCUAUCAAUAUCCCCAACAAAUAGACCGUGGCCAGGAAAGAGUAGAUUUCAGCCAAGGGCGGAGAGAUUUCCAAACGGAAAAAUUCAACUCAAAGCAGCGUAGAAGAAACAUUUUGGUAAUUGCUCAUGGUAGAUCUGGCUCUACGAUAACUGGAGAUAUAUUUAACCACCAUCCAUCUGUAUUCUACCUGUUCGAGCCGUUACAAACCGUGGAGAGAAUUUUUAAAAAACUUGGCACCAGCGACGAACAUUAUGGAAGCCUCAUGGCAGACAUCUUAUCGAACUUGCUGCGAUGUAACUUUAGUAAACCGGUUCUCGAAGACUUUGAUCACUUCUACCGAUACCCGAGCCAUCGUCAAGCGAGCCACGCGAUUGGUUCGCCGCCUUUGUGUCCAUAUGAAAUGAACGAUCCCAAAUGGGAUCCAAAACUUUGUCCUCCGAUGACGAGCGAAUCUCUAGGAAGCAUCUGCAGGGACAAGUACCCUGUCACCGUGGCAAAAAUUCUCAUGAGUCGCAUCGCAGGAAACAACAUUAAGAAUAUUUUGGAAGCGUGCAAGUCUUCGGAUGCUGAUUGCCAAAUUAUAUUCCUCGUAAGAGACCCUCGGGCUGCCAUCCCGUCAUCUCAGAGUGUCGGUUUCUUCAGUAACCGCGGAAGCCAGCUGAGUAAAAAUGGUCUUCGCCUCUAUAGCUAUCAGAAAUGUAAGAAAACGGAGGAAAACUUGGUUUUUCUAAAGAACCUUCCCAUCAGCAGGCGCAGACGUAUCAUGAUACAGCGGUACGAAGAUUUCGCAAUGAACCCACUGAAGGUGCUGUCUCGCCUGUACAACUUUGCUGGGUUACCUGUGCUGGACAGCGUGAAAACAUGGCUCAACAAAUCAACGCACCCGGAGCAGACCCGAGAGAAGAUGAAGAUAGAGGGUCAUGCAGCGUUUUUCACAGUGGAUGACGCUUCAGUGGCUGUUAAUCGCUGGCGGUGGAAGGUGGAUCCGUGUGUUAUUGACAUCAUUGAGCAUUACUGUGAACAGGUGAUGCAGAUGAUGGGGUAUACUCUAGUCGACCGGUCAUACGAUUUAAUGGCUAACAUCAGUAUUCCGCUGUUCAGUGAAGAGUACGAAGCAAAGAAAUGGUUUAUAAACUGA
Messenger RNA from Orbicella faveolata, 1269 nucleotides. RefSeq names its product carbohydrate sulfotransferase 4-like. The record is from RefSeq and is a predicted model, not a curated record. Gene Ontology annotation, molecular function: N-acetylglucosamine 6-O-sulfotransferase activity. Gene Ontology annotation, biological process: sulfur compound metabolic process; N-acetylglucosamine metabolic process. Lineage: Eukaryota; Metazoa; Cnidaria; Anthozoa; Scleractinia; Merulinidae.